AUGGCUCGACUGAAUGACACCAUUUCCCGUCCUAGGGCCAACCGAAACGAGACGAACGAUGAUGGUACCAACCGAGAUGAAGCGAACAACAACACCGACCAAGAAAACCGACGAUCCUCUGUCUUCAUUGAUGGAGACGAGAAUGAAGAACGACACCUGGUAACUCUCAAUAAGUUCCUGCAAUAUGCUGCUGAGAAGCCUGAGUGGUUAUGUGUUGAUGAACGCGAAGCUCAGCUCGCCGAAGAAGAGCCCCAUGGCAAAGUCAAGGAUAGAGAGAUUGCACUGUUGCACUGUGAGAUGGUCGAAAUGAAGAGCCAACUCAAGAGACAGACAGAUAGUGAAGGCUUAGAUGGACUGCAUCAGGAAAUGGAGCUUGUCAAGCAUCAGCUUGCUGAAGUGAAGGCUGAGCGUGAUGCAUUUGGUAGCCAGAUUGCUUGA
Aspergillus chevalieri is the source of this 438-nucleotide messenger RNA. RefSeq lists its product as uncharacterized. NCBI's taxonomy places the organism in Eukaryota, Fungi, Ascomycota, Eurotiomycetes, Eurotiales, Aspergillaceae. The coding region runs from base 1 to 438 and encodes 145 amino acids. The record is from RefSeq and is a predicted model, not a curated record. The transcript is spliced from 2 exons.